UAAGCUGUGGAGACAGGUUCUUUCUUCAUAGUCCUCUUUAUUUUGCAGUUUACCGAGUUUACGCCAUUCGAGUACCUAUGGUUGAACUUGCUCAGAAAGUUCCGCAUUGUUUGAGAUUUGCAUUUUAUAAGAUAUUCGAGUGAAUAUCAGUGCUGAAGUAAAUAGUUCCUGGAAAUUUAUUAUCGUUGUAUUUAGAAAUGUUCCAAACCGCCUUGUUUCUUCUCUGCUCGGUGGCAGUACUGCAUUCAGGUGCAGAGACUGUUCCAACAAGUAGUUCUAUUGACACGAACAGCCUCGUGGCCAGCUCUACUGAAAACACAAAUCAACCUACCAAUGGAACUACAAUUUUCUCAUCAUCGGUUACACCAAUUCCAACCGAAACAACUUCAGUUAUGCCUACACCAACGACCACACCCACACCUGUGCCAACUCCAGAAAUAGGAAAAUGGAUCGUCAAUGAGACUAACGAAACUUGUAUUAUAGUAAAGAUGGCUGUUCAGUUUAAUGUUACAUACAUCACAACCGAUCACAAGAGUGACUUUCUUGUACUGGAUCUACCUGUCAAUGAAACUCAAGUCAAAGGCGUAUGCGGUGCUUCAAAAGACAUUGAACAGAAUAUUACGAUUUCGUGGCUCACAACUCCCAACAGUACCACUCAAAAUAAUCUGACCCUUCAUUUCAGAAAGAAUAUAACAAAAAAUCAAUAUAGUCUUCACGAUUUGCAAGUAGAUCUUGCACCUGAAAACUUUCCCCACCUUACCAACUCUUCGAUGAGUUUUGAGCAUAGGAGCAAUCAGUUUACGACAGGACUCUCCAACUCUUACCGUUGCCUGAAGAUCCAAACUUUGAACCUAACAAAAGAAGAUAAUAAAACUGUAGGCGAAAUCAAAGUGUCAAACUUACAAUUCCAAGCUUUCCACAGUGGCAGUGCCACCAGUUUUGGCUUUGCUGAGGAUUGUGCCUUUGAUACUCCAGACAUCGUUCCUAUCGCAGUAGGAUGCGCUCUCGCUCUGCUUGUGGUGAUAGUUUUGAUUGCGUACCUUGUGGGACGUAGACGCAGUCAAGCUCGUGGUUACCUCAGCAUGUAAUCAAAGAGAUACUUGAACUCGAUACAAGAAAAAUAAUUUUAUUGUUAGCAUUAUCACAAUACAUAACUAUGUAUGAUUAUUGAUUACGAAAAGGCGUUACCUUGGUAAUAUUUCUCAUAUACCUUUCCGUUGGCAUAUUCAUAUCAACAAGAUGUGAAAGUUGAUUAAAACUUUUGUCUUCUACACAGUUGUGUCUCAACGAUGUUCAUUCAGUGUUUGCUUUGGCUAGCUAUUUGGCAUAGGGGGAUAUAGAUUACAUAUGUGUGCAAACAGUAUGAAAAAAACAGCUUCACGAAUUUGUGGUAUUCAACAGAUUUAAAAAGUUAUAUGUGAUUUUUGGAAUGAAAAUGUGGUAUGAUAUAUUUCAGAUAAAUUUUAUUUAAUAAAAUAUCAGUGAAACAACAUCAAAGCGUCUGGAGUAAUGAUUAUAGUAGUUACGCCAAAUUGUUUACAAUAAUACAACAACUUUAUUGGUAGAAUAUGAGUCUGUGAUUCGUAAUAUUUCAUCCUAAGACUGAGAAAAAAAGAAUUUAUCCAGGAUUGAACGUGGUAUAAAACACUUGAGACAUAUUACGAUAGAAAAUGUAUAUAUUAUUACGAUAUGCCAUUUAUUCGAUUUUUAAUUGAACGUUUAUAGUUGUAUGCCAGUGCUUUGGUACUUGGUAAUAAAAUGACGUAUUGUUUAA
This is a messenger RNA of Neodiprion virginianus, 1774 nucleotides long. RefSeq names its product lysosome-associated membrane glycoprotein 1 (gene Lamp1). The coding region runs from base 198 to 1088 and encodes 296 amino acids. NCBI's taxonomy places the organism in Eukaryota, Metazoa, Arthropoda, Insecta, Hymenoptera, Diprionidae. The record is from RefSeq and is a predicted model, not a curated record. Gene Ontology annotation, cellular component: membrane. The transcript has 5 exons.